AUGUCCGAACGCGUCCGUCGCGACGCCGCGGUGCACGCCGCCGCGCGCGUCAAGCAGCAGCUCGCGUCCGCGCGCCCCGUCCCCAACGCGCGCGCGAAGCGAAAAGACGUGCAGCAGCAGCGGCAGCGCGAAGAAAACGAAAAAGACGCGUCGAGCGAGGACGCGCGCGUCGACGCCGUCGCCGACGCCGACGCCGACGCCGCGACGGACGCGACGCGCGACGAUCGCGGGGAAGAGGAGGAGGAAGAAGAUCCGCCGCCGCAAAUGCCGCCGCCGCCGCAACGCGAGGCGACGCGCGAGGCCGCGGAGGUUUGCAACGUCGAGGAGGACGGCGGCGACCUCGACGACGACGACGACGACGACGCGCGCGAGGGCUCGGACGCGAACGACGCCGCCGCCGCGACGGACGCCGCGCGCGCGCGCGCGACGCGCCGGAGCGGACGCAAGCGCGCCGCGCCGUCGCUCCCGGACGACGACGUCGUCGAGGACGACGAUCGCGAGGAGCGACCGACGCGCCCCUCGCCGACGAAGAAGAAGAAGCGCGACCCUGGCAACCCUGGCAACCCCGGCGCCGCCGCGAAGCCCCCGCGCGCGCCGAAAGCAGCGAAGAAGACGACGACGACGACGACGCGGAAGAAGCCCAGGGCGCCGCGCGUCGUCGUCGCGACGCCCGCGACGCGCGCGGCAGCCCCGAGCAGCGCCUCGGACCCGCUGUGGGUGCUCGCGGACGCGGUGGACGGCGUGGAGGGCGCUUCGAGUCCCGCCUCCCCCGCCGCCGCCGCCGCCGCAGCCGCCGCCGCGGCCGCGGCGAAGGCGAAGGCGGCGGCGAAGGCGAAGGCGAAGGCGAGCAAGGAGAACCUCGAGACGCGGAUCAAGUCGACCCGCGACGCCGUCCUCGAGGAGGUGACGAUGCUAAGAGAGACGCGGACGUGGCGCGCGGAAGUCGCCGCGCUGCGCGCCGACGCGGAGGCGCGCGUCGAGCCGCCGCCUCAAACGCCGCCGAACCGAGCCGACGCCGACGCAUCCGUCGCGUUCUCCGCGGUUGUCGAGCUUCGCGACGCGUGGGGCGCGUUCCUCGAGCGCAACGAGUCGCGGUGGCGAGAGGUGGAGGAGCGCGCGAGCCGCGACGAGAUCGAGGCUCGCCGCCACCGACGCGCCGCGGACGCGCGACUGGGUAGGUUGGAAGAGAUCGUCGUGGAUCUGACGCGACGCGAGCGACGCGACGCGCCGCCGCCACCGCCGCCGCCACCGUCGACGCCGUCGGUCGUCGGUCGCGACUACGACGCGCUGCGAUGGCCGGGGCCGACGGCGACGGCGACGGCGACGACGGCGGCGCGCUCGGCGGCGCCGCCCGCGGGUUUAGUGUCGCCGCGUCUCGCGAUCGAGCAGCUCGCGCUCGGUCAGGUCCCGCGGUUGGGGUCGGGGUUCAUCGGGACCGCGGGUCACCGCGCGACGACCGCGCCGCCGCCGGCGUCCGUCUGCGGAGGAGGGGAUUGCGAGUGA
Molecule: messenger RNA, 1503 nt
Organism: Micromonas pusilla CCMP1545
Lineage: Eukaryota; Viridiplantae; Chlorophyta; Mamiellophyceae; Mamiellales; Mamiellaceae
Exons: 1
Coding region: 1-1503 (500 amino acids)
Source: RefSeq, a predicted model, not a curated record